CGCGUGCGCUCGCCGCCAGGCGCAGCCCAGCCCGGCCCCCGCCUGGCGCCGCGAGCCGAGGUGUCUCCCGCGCCCGCGCCCGUGUCGCCGCCGUGCCCGCGAGCGGGAGCCGGAGUCGCCGCCGCCCGAGCGCAGCCGAGCGCACGCCGAGCCCGUCCGCCGCCGCCAUGGCCACCACGGUGACCUGCACCCGCUUCACCGACGAGUACCAGCUCUACGAGGAUAUUGGCAAGGGGGCUUUCUCUGUGGUCCGACGCUGUGUCAAGCUCUGCACCGGCCAUGAGUAUGCAGCCAAGAUCAUCAACACCAAGAAGCUAUCAGCCAGAGAUCACCAGAAGUUGGAGAGAGAGGCUCGGAUCUGCCGCCUUCUGAAGCAUUCCAAUAUCGUGCGUCUCCACGACAGCAUCUCCGAGGAGGGCUUCCACUACCUGGUCUUCGAUCUGGUCACUGGUGGGGAGCUCUUUGAAGACAUUGUGGCGAGAGAAUACUACAGCGAGGCUGAUGCCAGUCACUGCAUCCAGCAGAUCCUGGAGGCCGUUCUCCAUUGUCACCAAAUGGGGGUCGUCCACAGAGACCUCAAGCCGGAGAACCUGCUCCUGGCCAGCAAGUGCAAAGGGGCUGCAGUGAAGCUGGCAGACUUCGGCCUGGCUAUCGAGGUGCAGGGGGACCAGCAGGCGUGGUUUGGGUUCGCUGGCACACCAGGCUACCUAUCCCCUGAGGUCCUUCGCAAAGAGGCGUAUGGCAAGCCCGUGGACAUCUGGGCAUGUGGGGUGAUCCUGUACAUCCUGCUCGUGGGCUACCCACCCUUCUGGGACGAGGACCAGCACAAGCUGUACCAGCAGAUCAAGGCCGGCGCCUACGACUUCCCGUCCCCUGAGUGGGACACCGUCACUCCUGAAGCCAAAAACCUAAUCAACCAGAUGCUGACCAUCAACCCUGCCAAGCGCAUCACAGCCCAUGAGGCCCUGAAGCACCCGUGGGUCUGCCAACGUUCCACGGUAGCCUCCAUGAUGCACAGACAGGAGACUGUGGAGUGUCUGAAAAAGUUCAAUGCCAGGAGAAAGCUCAAGGGAGCCAUCCUUACCACCAUGCUGGCCACACGGAAUUUCUCAGUGGGCAGACAGACCACCGCUCCGGCCACAAUGUCCACCGCGGCCUCCGGCACCACCAUGGGGCUGGUGGAACAAGCCAAGAGUUUACUCAACAAGAAAGCAGAUGGAGUCAAGCCCCAGACGAAUAGCACCAAAAACAGUGCAGCCGCCACCAGCCCCAAAGGGACGCUUCCUCCUGCCGCCCUGGAGCCUCAAACCACCGUCAUCCAUAACCCAGUGGACGGGAUUAAGGAGUCUUCUGACAGUGCCAACACCACCAUAGAGGAUGAAGACGCUAAAGCCCGGAAGCAGGAGAUCAUUAAGACCACGGAGCAGCUCAUCGAGGCUGUCAACAACGGUGACUUUGAGGCCUACGCGAAAAUCUGUGACCCAGGGCUGACCUCAUUUGAGCCUGAAGCACUGGGCAACCUGGUUGAAGGGAUGGACUUCCACAGAUUCUACUUCGAGAACCUGCUGGCCAAGAACAGCAAGCCGAUCCACACGACCAUCCUGAACCCGCACGUGCACGUCAUCGGAGAGGACGCCGCCUGCAUUGCUUACAUCCGGCUCACGCAGUACAUUGACGGGCAGGGCCGGCCCCGCACCAGCCAGUCUGAGGAGACCCGUGUGUGGCACCGCCGCGACGGCAAGUGGCAGAACGUGCACUUCCACUGCUCGGGCGCGCCUGUGGCCCCGCUGCAGUGAAGCCAAGGGAGGGGCACAGAAUGGGGAACAGGACACAGGAUCCUAAACUCCAAGGGGACUGUCCACCGAUGAACACUCAGAGUGGACACCAUCUUCCGUCCACGCUGUGCCCAGGACAGCUGUCCCCAUCCAUGAACACAGGGUAAACAUCUGCCGGGCUCCGCACCAGUGGCUCCCUGGGCCAUGGGACAGCGGCAGGGCUCACCACGGACAGCGCGUGGCCCAGCGGCCGGCCACCCUGGCGUCCUGGGGCCUCCUUCCCUCCUCUCCCUCUCACCUUGUCACCUCCACGGAGCUGCCUGUCUGGGAUAAUUUGGGGAUUUUUUUUCUGGGGGAUAAUUCUUUUGCAUGACCCCUAAAGAGCAAGCCACACCGCUCUGCUAGCUAGGUGUCCACGGUGUGGUGGCGGCGGCCGCUGGCCAGCGCUGCCAGGGGUCGGCUGCCCACGGUGCUGGCUGGCCUCCCCUCCUCUCUCUUUUUGCUGAGUUUCAUUGUCUUUUCUUUCUGAGCCUUGUAAGUGUACAAAAAUUAUUCUUAUUUUGUUCUGUCUCGGGAAACUGCAAAUAAAAGAAAAACAGGACAAACUGC
This is a messenger RNA of Piliocolobus tephrosceles (Ugandan red Colobus), 2384 nucleotides long. It is a transcript of the gene CAMK2B, whose product is annotated as calcium/calmodulin dependent protein kinase II beta. The transcript has 21 exons. The record is from RefSeq and is a predicted model, not a curated record. Gene Ontology annotation, molecular function: calcium/calmodulin-dependent protein kinase activity; ATP binding; calmodulin binding. Lineage: Eukaryota; Metazoa; Chordata; Mammalia; Primates; Cercopithecidae. Bases 168 to 1796 code for a protein of 542 amino acids. Gene Ontology annotation, biological process: protein phosphorylation.